UAUCAGUGCCGUUUUGGUUUGUGCGUUUUGGCUAGGAUAGUUAUAAGAUUGCUCAUGACUGAGGCUCUGAGGUCGUGCUCUAUCCAAUACGUCCUCUAAAGAUGGCGGCAAUUCCAACUCCUGUUAGUGUUACUAAUUCUGUUGGUGAUAUUAACCUCCCACAAAUAAAGCGAGAGCUGCUAACCUCAAUUAAUCAGUCUUCACAGCGAAGCCUUCAGCAAAGUGUUAAAUGGUGUGCUGAGCUUUGCCACUCCCUGGCUGGAGUAAAGCCGGUAGAAGCACCAAUGCAAAGUGAUGAAUCAGAGGAUUUUCUUUUGGAACUUGACAAGUACACUCUUGGAAAAUCCUACCUCGAUGUUAAGGAAUAUGAUCGAGCUGCUUUCUUUGUUAAGGAUUGCUCCAGUCAUAAAGCAUAUUUCAUAUAUGUAUAUGCCAAAUAUUUAGCUGGAGAAAAACAGCGAUAUGACGAGUUAGCCGGUCAGAUGGGCCCGAUAGAGUACAAGGCAACGAAGAAUGAGACUUUAAAAACCUUAAGGAUUGAGCUCGGCAAGAAAUACAAUGCAGGAGAGUUGGAUAGUUUUUGUCUGUAUCUCUAUGGAGUAGUUUUAAAGAAGCUGGAAUUAAAAAAAGAAGCAAUGACUAUAUUAGCAGAAUCGAUUCAGAGGAAUCCACUUUACUGGGGAGCCUGGAUUGAGCUGUCUUCAAUGGUGUCUAGUAAAGAAAUGUUAAAUUCAUUGACGUUACCUGACCACUGGAUGAAGGAAUUCUUCUUGUCACACACCUACUUAGAACUUCAACUAAACGAGGAAUCAUUGAAGCGUUAUCGAGCACUUAGCGAAGCUGGAUUUGGUCAGAGUACUUACAUCAUGUCGCAGAUAGCAGUUGCUCAUCAUAACUUAAGAGAUUUUGAAAGUGCAUUAAAGUUAUUUGAUAAUCUUCAGAAGAUAGAUCCAUAUCGUUUGGAGAACAUGGACACUUACUCCAAUUUAUUGUAUGUUAGGGAAAUGAAAGCUGAGUUAGCCUACUUAGCACAUCAUGUUUGUGAAGUUGAUAAAUACAGAGUGGAAACCUGUUGUGUCAUUGGUAAUUACUACUCAUUGCGUUCUCAGCACGAGAAAGCGGUCCUGUACUUCCAGCGUGCACUGAAGCUUAAUCCACACUACCUAUCGGCUUGGACUCUGAUGGGCCACGAGUUUAUGGAAAUGAAGAACUCUUCUGCAGCAAUACAGGCUUAUAGACAGGCCAUAGAGGUGAAUCCAAGAGAUUUCCGAGCCUGGUAUGGACUGGGGCAGACCUACGAGAUUCUCCGUAUGCCUUUUUACUGUAUAUAUUACUACAAACAAGCCCAACAGCUCAGGCCAAAUGAUUCCAGAAUGUUAGUAGCUUUAGCUGAGAGUUAUGAAGCCUUGGAGAAGGUAGAGGAAGCCAAGAAAUGCUAUUGGAAGGCCUACUCAGUUGGCGAUGUUGAGGGAACUGCAGUUCUCCGAUUAGCCAAGUUAUUGAAACAGAAGUUAGAAGAUGAGGAGAAAGCUGCAUAUUUUUAUAACAAGUUCUUAGAACAAGCUGAAGCAUUUGGGACUGUUGGUAGUGAAGAGCAAUGCCAGGCUUAUGUGUUCCUUGGGCGUUACUAUCUCAAACGACGUCUUUUUGAUGAAGCAUCAUACUAUGCUCAAAAGUGCUGUGAAUAUAAUGAGGUUAGAGAAGAUGGUAAAGAGAUUCAGCGAGAAAUCGAAAAUCAAAAGAAAUCAGGCGGCAUCGGAGGACCAUCUGGCGGAGAUAACUUAAAUGGUUCGAUGGUUCAAACCCAAAAUCCAGCACUACAGGAGAAGCAGACGCCACUUGGUAACCGUCUGUCACCUAUGAAUCUGAUGUUCACACCUUGAAUGUUGACUCUGCUCACGUUGCGUGUGAUAGGUGGAAUCCAGUUGUGUUCUUGAAACUAGGCUCGGCACUACAGGUGGUAGCCAAUUACUUUGGUCAUGACUCAGAUCGGUUGGGCAAUUCUGUGUACUGAAUACCAAAUAAGGCAUUUUGUGGGCAUGUCAUGCUGGCUGAGUUUAUAGGUGACUAUCAUUGAAUAGAAAUAUAUUUAAGCUGGAUUUUCUGAGGUGGAAAAUAUGCUUUGACUAAAUGUUAAUCAGAGGAUGUGUCACUAUCCAAACUCUAUGCAAAUUACUCUAGAUCGAUUUUCCGCAAACUAUGGUGCGUGGCCCAAAUUUGGGCCGCAAAACAUUUUUGGAGGGCCGCGAAGCCGUCUGGAAAUUGAAAAAAAAUAGAAAUAAUAACAGAGAGACGUUUCAUCAUGGAGAAAAUAGUUUUUAAUAAAGCCGC
This is a messenger RNA of Anneissia japonica, 2331 nucleotides long. RefSeq names its product cell division cycle protein 23 homolog. Gene Ontology annotation, cellular component: anaphase-promoting complex. Gene Ontology annotation, biological process: cell division. The transcript has 14 exons. NCBI's taxonomy places the organism in Eukaryota, Metazoa, Echinodermata, Crinoidea, Comatulida, Comatulidae. Gene Ontology annotation, molecular function: protein binding. The coding region runs from base 102 to 1883 and encodes 593 amino acids. The record is from RefSeq and is a predicted model, not a curated record.